AUGGGAGGAACACCUUCAAAUUCGUCUAAAUCGCCUGAUGAAAAUCUUGAAUCGUUGUCACUAAUUUGGCUCGAUGCAGAGAUAAAAGGUUUAUUUACUCAAAAACAAGAACUUGUUGCACAAAUUCAAUCGGAUCGUGAGAGAAGAAAGAAAGGUGAUGAACCAAUCUUAUUUACUAUUCAAGGACAAUCGACAAAUGAAUUAAAUGGUCAAUUUGUUCAUUCUCAAAUUUUUAUCGAUGUUUUACUACGUAUAAAAUCGACGCCAGCAGACAAAGAAGAAUUUAUUUCUCGUUGUAAUACAAUAUACAAAGGCAAUGAUUCUGAAUUGAAAAUUGUUAAAGAAUUUAGUAGAAAAUAUACUCCAGAUAAAGCUCUUUGGUGGUAUACUAGAGAAUCAUUUCUUUAUCGAAUGUUAAAUAAGGCACUUCGAGUACAAAACACCGAUUUACUUUUUCUAUUUCGAUUUUUUAUUGUCGAUCUUCAACAGCAAUUGAACAAUAAUCGAUGUUCAUCACCAGUUACUCUUUAUCGAGGUCAAAUGAUGUCAAAAGAUGAGUUGAAAAUCUUACGUAAUUCAAAAGAUAAAUUUAUUUCGAUUAAUUCAUUUUUCUCGACUAGUACCGAGCGUUUCGUAGCACUUCGAUUUCUCGAUUCCAGUGCUGAUGAACUUAAACAAGUCUUAUUUGAAAUUCAUGCGAAUCCUUCUGUUACAACAAAACCUUUUGCUGAUAUUACAAAGCUAAGUUAUUUUACCAAUGAAAAAGAAAUUUUAGUCAUGCUUGGAUCGAUCUUUCGAAUUGAUGAUGUACGUGCUGAUGAUAAUGAUGUAAAUAUUAUUCAAAUGACAUUAUGUUCUGAUGAUGAUCAUGAUCUCAAAGCUAUUUUUGAACAUAUGAAAAAUGAACAUGGUGGUGGAGAAAAAAAUCUUCUUUCAUUUGGAAAUGUUUUAGCAGAUAUGGGCAAAUUUGAUGAAGCUGAAAAAUAUUAUCUUCGUUUACUUGAUCAACUUCCUCCUGAUGAACCAGAUAUUGCUCGUUGUUAUCAUGGUCUUGGUAAUGUUACCGAUGAAAAAGGUGAUUAUGAUUCAAGUCUUGAAUGGCAUGAAAAAUCGCUCAAAAUGAGAAUCAAAGCAUUAAAACCCGAUCAUCCUCAUCUUGCACCUAGUUAUAUUAGUAUUGGAUGUGAUCAUUUUAAUAAAAGUGAUUAUCCAAAAGCACUUGAAUCAUAUAAUACAGCACUCGAAAUUAUUAAAAAAGCUUUUGGUGAAAGUCAUCCUGAUAUUGCUAUGUGUUUAAAUAAUAUAGGUUGUGUAUACGAACGACAGAAAAAUUAUUCCAAAGCACUUGAAUGCCAUCAACAAGCAUUAGAUAUUCGUUUGGAUUAUUUACCUAAAGAUCAUCCUGAAGUUGCUCAAUCACAUCAUAAUAUGGGUAAUAUAUAUCGUUGUCAAGGCGAAUAUGACCUUGCACUUCAACACUACAAUGAAUCACUUGAAAUUAAAACAAAAUCUUUACCUCCAGAACAUCGUGAUAUUGCCUUAACCCUUGAAAACAUUGGCAAUAUAUAUAAAGACAAAAAAGAAUACCAUAGAGCACUGGAAUAUUACAAAAAAGCUGAACAUAUUUAUUGUCAUUCAUUGCCUCCUACACAUCCAAGUGUUCUGCAAAUUCAAGAAUAUAUUAGAUAUUUAUCUUAA
Molecule: messenger RNA, 1698 nt
Organism: Rotaria sp. Silwood1
Lineage: Eukaryota; Metazoa; Rotifera; Eurotatoria; Philodinida; Philodinidae
Source: the annotation of a GenBank genome assembly